GCGCCGUCCCGGCGGGCUUUGCGGCGCGGCCCCCGCUGCCGGCGGAUCGCGCCGCCAUGGCGGAGGCCGCAGCAGCCUCCCGGCCGCCGCCGGACGUGGACACCGACGACUGCCUCCGCGAGUACCGCCACCUCUUCAGCCCCGACAUCCUGGCGGGCCAGGUGGCAUUCAUCACCGGUGGCGGCUCGGGCAUCGGCUUCCGCAUCGCCGAGAUCUUCAUGAGGCACGGCUGCUGGACGGUCAUUGCAAGCCGGAACCUGCAGCGAGUGUCAGAGGCCUCAAAAAAGCUGGUGGCAGCCACAGGCCAGCAGUGCUUGCCUCUGUCCAUAGAUGUCAGGCAGCCCCAAACCAUUGUGGCAGCGGUGGAUGAGGCACUGAAAGAGUUCAAGCGGAUUGACAUCCUCGUCAAUGGUGCUGCGGGAAACUUUCUGUGCCCAGCCAGCGCCCUGUCCUUCAAUGCCUUCAAGACAGUGAUAGAUAUUGACACCAUUGGCACCUUCAACACCUCCAAAGUCCUCUUUGAGAAAUAUUUCCGGGACCAUGGUGGGGUCAUUGUUAACAUCACGGCAACCCUGAGCUACCGAGGGCAGGCUCUCCAGGUGCAUGCUGGUACUGCUAAGGCUGCCAUAGAUGCCAUGACCCGUCACCUUGCUGUGGAGUGGGGACCCAACAAAAUCCGAGUGAACAGCUUGGCGCCUGGCCCCAUUACAGGCACCGAGGGCUACCGGCGGCUGGGUGGGAGAUUUGCUGAGGAAGGAAGUCAGUUUGAUGUGAUCCCCCUCCAGCGCGCAGGGAACAAGACGGAGAUCGCCCACAGCACGCUGUACCUGGCGAGCCCCCUCUCCUCCUACGUGACAGGCACCACCCUGGUCGUGGAUGGCGGGAGCUGGCUGACCUCUGCCAACAACUUCUCUGCCUUGCUGGAUUUCUGGGCUGCAGGAGCAAACAAAAAUCAAUGAUGGACAGCCUGGGAUUGACCAAUGGACAGAAACGUGACCGAACACGCUGCUGCUCUGGGACAUCUCGGGGUGACGUCUCCCAGAGUUGGAGCCGAUAGCUGCCACCUCUGAUCAGCGACUGGUGGUGCUGGUGAUGCUGCCGAUCCUGCAUCCGCCUGGGGGAGGGAGCACCAGGGGUGCUGGGUAGGGAGCGAGCCCACCCCCGUCCUGUGCUGUUACUUUCUUCUGAGCUGACAUGUCUGAGGGUGCAGGGACAGUGCGGGGUGUGCGGGUUGUGAUGUUCACUGUCCAUUUGUGUCUCCCUCCAAGUUGCUCUCCUGGCCUUUCCCGAGUGCCGGGCAGUGCCGCCCAUGGAUAGCUGUCCUCUUCCUCCCCUCUCCCCCAUCUCAGCCUGAGAGCUGCCCAAGACCCCCAGCAGCAGCUCCUUUUUGGAAGGGGGGGGCAUAGUUCAGCCCAUCUGGGGUUGAGAUCAGCCUUCAUGCUGGGGCCAGCUCUGGCUUGGCAGCAGUAGCUGGCAGCUCUUGAAGAGGAAACAAGGACCAAGCUGCCCCCUGGCAGCGGGAAAUGGCCCCUUCCCCUCGGGGCGGGGGGACAUUCCUGGAUGGGGCAGUGGUCCCCGGAGGCUGACGCAGAUGCAGCUGGGAUGUCCAUCUCCCAGGAGCAGAAGUGGUGUGAGGUUCAGUCCCACCAGAGCUGGCUCUGUACUGCUGUGGACUGUAGCACCGUAUCUGUUGGGAGCCUGAGAUGUCCAGUUGUCUGUCUGGCACCCAUCUGUCUGUCACGCUAGUCUCACGCUGUCUCCUUUCUUUGUACAGACACUACAGCUGAGGGUAAAUGAAGCUGCAGGGGCUGCACCGGGUCUGGACUGGGCUGCUGGAGCCAAACACGUCCCCUGUGCCAUGCCUCACACCGCUCGCGUGCAACAGCCUCCUGCUGCUGAUGGCAAUUUUUAAGUUUAUCCUGAAUUCUGUGAAGCUUGUUUUCCUACUUGAUUGCAUUUCCUACUUAAUUGUAGACUUGCCAGGUUUUGCUCCUUCCUCCAGGCCAUGAAUAAAGAACUUCCACCCUGA
Harpia harpyja (harpy eagle) is the source of this 2029-nucleotide messenger RNA. It is a transcript of the gene DECR2, whose product is annotated as 2,4-dienoyl-CoA reductase 2. Gene Ontology annotation, molecular function: 2,4-dienoyl-CoA reductase (NADPH) activity. The transcript is spliced from 9 exons. The coding region runs from base 57 to 959 and encodes 300 amino acids. Lineage: Eukaryota; Metazoa; Chordata; Aves; Accipitriformes; Accipitridae. Gene Ontology annotation, biological process: fatty acid catabolic process. The record is from RefSeq and is a predicted model, not a curated record.